This is a messenger RNA of Sinocyclocheilus grahami, 1049 nucleotides long. Its product is annotated as cytosolic sulfotransferase 3. The record is from RefSeq and is a predicted model, not a curated record. Bases 1 to 906 code for a protein of 301 amino acids. Gene Ontology annotation, molecular function: sulfotransferase activity. The transcript has 8 exons. NCBI's taxonomy places the organism in Eukaryota, Metazoa, Chordata, Actinopteri, Cypriniformes, Cyprinidae.
AUGGAAAUCCCUGACAUAUCAUCAAUAAAUCUAACUAAUCGACCAGAGCUGUUUGAUUUUGAGGGAAUUUCUAUGACCCACUACUUCACCGACAACUGGGAAAAGGUGAAAAACUUUCAGGCAAGACCUGAUGACAUUCUAAUCGCCACUUACCCUAAAGCAGGUACCACCUGGGUUUCUUAUACACUUGACCUUCUGUACUUUGGUAACGAUGCUCCAGAGCGCCAGACUUCCCAGCCUAUCUAUAUGAGAGUGCCAUUCUUGGAGUCAUUUAUUCAAGGGAUACCAUCAGGAACGGAACUGGCUGAUAAUCUGCCCACUUCUCCUCGCCUCAUCAAAACUCAUUUACCUGUUCAGCUUGUGCCUAAGUCCUUCUGGGAGCAGAACUCAAGGAUUGUGUAUGUAGCACGGAAUGCAAAAGACAAUGCCGUUUCCUAUUUUCAUUUUGAUCGAAUGAACAUGGGAGAACCUGAACCAGGAGACUGGAACACCUUCUUACAGACAUUUAUAGAUGGAAAGAAAGUGUUUGGUUCUUGGUUCGACCAUGUCAAUGGAUGGUGGGAGAAAAAACAGACUUAUUCUAAUUUACUGUACAUGUUCUAUGAGGAUUUGGUGGAAGACACUGGACAUGAGGUGGCUAAUUUGUGCUCCUUCUUGGGUUUGUCAACCUCAGUUGAACAGAAGGAGAAAAUAACAAAAGGGGUUCAGUUUGAUGCCAUGAAACAGAACAAAAUGACCAACUAUUCCACUGUCCCAGUCAUGGACUUCAAGAUCUCACCCUUUAUGAGAAAAGGUAAAGUUGGAGACUGGAAAAGUCAUUUCACUGUGGCACAAAAUGAACAGUUUGAUGAGGUCUACAAACAGAAGAUGAAGAACACCACUGUCAAGUUCCGCACUGAGAUUUGAUUGUUUUUUUGCUUUUUUAUAGAAUUUUUAGUUCUGGGAAUUUUUGAGUUAUGGGUCUUGCACCAGAAUUAACACUGAAUAAAAAAAUUAAUCUGAAUAUGAAUAUUUUAUAUAAAAAUAUAUUCCAGUUAUACGUUUCUGUA